UUGAUACAAAUUUAUUUUAGGACAUUAUUCAAUAUACUCUUGCAAUCGGAUUUAUGUAAGGUUCGAGCUCUGGAUUUAGUUGAACGUGCAACAACUUCUAUUUGGCCAGGAACAACUAUAUCACUUUUGAAAUUUCCUGUUAUGAAUCCAACACCACUUAGAUUAGAAUUACGGCGUCGACGACUUCUUAAAUUUCGUUCUUGGUUGAUGAAGGAACGUCGGCUUUCACGAGAUAUACUCAAGGAAACGGGUGAUUCAAAAUAUGUCACAUUGCAUGCUUAUGUAGAUAACACAUUCAAGGAUAUGGAUGAAAAAACUCGACCGGUGGCUCCAUCAAAUUUAGCUUAUUUGUCUAAUGAAAAAAUGUUCAUAAACACCGAACAGAAGCUGCGAGACAUAAAAAAACGAAGUUGGACUUUGGAUCAUGAAGCUUUCGCUAAGGGAAAAUGGUGUUAUGAUACUCCAGGCACCGUUAAUAAUGAGCAGGUUUUAAAUAUCUUUACUCUGGAUGAACUGAUUGCCAUACUGCCGAAAAAAAUGAUGGUUCCGAGGACUUUUGUCGUUAAGCCUAAUGAGACUCUUUUGAUCGCAGGCAUUGCGAGAAUAGACUUUCUUGAGUUGACUGCGGAUGAACGAGGACCUACUUUCUUAAGUGUGUUUGCAAAUGAUUCCUUGCCAGUGAAUGUUAUGAAAACAUGUGAAGUGAAGGCAUUUUUUGAGCGAUAUUGGGGAUCUCCGGCACUUGUUGUCCCUUUUGGUAGUACGAAAAGACUUUCAGAUUUCCCAGAGAUGAAAAGUCAAAAAAUAUCCUUCGAUAGUAAUGGUCUUGAAAUUGGAUGUGCAGAUGUCAUAUUUUCAUCAAUAGGAUGGGUUUGUGUGACGGCACCAAAAAGUAAAAUACGAUUAGAAGCCUAUACACCAGGCGGUCGAGGUUUAUCUUUGCGAGUUCCUCCAAUUUUACCUCUAUGUGCAAGUAACAGAGGUCCCAGAAUCGUUGGUACGGCUGCAUAUAAAGUUAAACGAGUAAAAUUACCAGUUAAUAUGACAAGAAAGUGGAAAAAACGGAAUUUAAAGGAAAAUUAA
Molecule: messenger RNA, 1083 nt
Organism: Dracunculus medinensis (Guinea worm)
Lineage: Eukaryota; Metazoa; Nematoda; Chromadorea; Rhabditida; Dracunculidae
Source: the annotation of a GenBank genome assembly